ACACAAGCAAAAGGUGCAGAGGUGAGCACAGAUCACCUGAAGCUCUUUCUGUCACGGAGGAGGUGGCAGCGCUCCCAAAUCAGCUACAAGUGCCACCUGGUGCUGCGCCCCAUUCCAGAGCUGCUACGUGCUCCCCCGGAGCGGGUGUGGGUGGCCAUGCCUAGAAGACCACCCCCAAGUGGGGGACUCUCAUCUUCAUCAGACUCAGAAGAGGAAGAGUUGGAAGAACUUCCCUCGGUGCCCCGCCCCCUGCAGCCCGAGUUCUCAGGUUCUCGGGUAUCCCUCACUGACAUCCCCACUGAAGAUGAGGCUCUGGGGACCCCGGACGCUGGGGCUGCCACCCCCAUGGACUGGCAAGAACAGGGAAGGGCUCCCUCUAAGGACCAGGAGGCCCCCAGCCCUGAGGCACUCCCCUCUCCAGGCCAGGAGCCCCCAGAUGGGCCUAGCCCCAGGCGGCCGGAGCUCCGUAGGGGCAGCUCUGCUGAGAGCGCCCUGCCCCGAGUCGGGUCGCGGGAGCCGGGCCGGAGCCUGCACAAGGCAGCAUCUGUGGAGCUGCCGCAGCGCAGGAGCCCCAGCCCGGGUGCCACCCGCCUGACUCGGGGAGGCCUGGGUGAGGGCGAGUACGGCCAGAGGCUGCAGGCCCUGC
Cricetulus griseus (Chinese hamster) is the source of this 646-nucleotide messenger RNA. Lineage: Eukaryota; Metazoa; Chordata; Mammalia; Rodentia; Cricetidae. The record is from RefSeq and is a predicted model, not a curated record.